GUUCGGGUCCAAAGAUCUUUGAAACCGCCAUGAGGAAGACCGGCAAAACUGGAGGAAGACAGGACCAGCGCCACCAUCACAGCCGUCUUAAUGAAAUCGAUGAGAACUGGGUCCUUAGGCCCCCUGUUGAUGAGGAACCCAAUCUUAUUCAAACCGAUCUCUCACCGCCUUCCUCCCCUUCCGCUUCUUCCGCAACAGAAAGCAGAAUCGAACCAAUUACCGUCAGUUUACUCGUCUCAAAUCGCAUCCCUAGAACCCGUCAAAACUCCAAGUGGGUGUCUAAGAAUCGGCAUGCCCAUGCAGUCAAACCCAAGUUUGUGAAAAGGUCUGAACUGGGUUCUCCGAAUAAUGAAGUGGGUUCUCUAAAUUCUUUGGAUUCUGACAUAGGGUCGUUGAGUAUUGAGCAGAAAGUCAACACGAAGCAAGAGAAAGGCGGGGAUGAAGAAGAAGGAGAAGGGCAGGAAAGAGAUUGGAGAGAGACAAUUGAGGUGUCCGAAUCAGUUGAGGAUGUGGAUAGUAUUUUCAGUAGAUUGGAAGAGUUUCAGCUGGGCGUGGAAGAGCCUGAGUUGUCGGAGGAGCAGCUGAGGAUCAACGAUCAGCUGCAGGGGGACGAGUUACUUGCUAUGGAAUCCAUUUAUGGAGACAAUGUUUUCAUCCUUGACAGGCACGAUGGCUUAAGAUCUUUUCAGAUUCAUAUACGCAUUGAAGCACCAAGUGGAAUUGCUAUUACUGCAAUGCUAAAUUCAUCUGAUGAACUUCAUACCAAAAUUGACAGUUCAGAUGAUUUCUCUUACUCUUUCAGAGUCGAAUAUCUUCCACCAAUUUUGUUGACUUGUUUAUUACCUAAACCAUACCCUAGCCACCUACCGCCUUAUUUUGCUAUCUCUGUCCGGUGGUUGGAUUCAAGUAAGAUUUCCAAUCUUUGCUCUAAGCUGGACUCAAUAUGGAGGGAACAGCUAGGGCAGGAAGUCAUAUACCAGUGGGUGGAAUGGCUACAAAGUUCUUCUCUUUCUCACCUUGGGUUUGAUAAAGAAAUUAUGCUUGGUACUUAUAGACAAAGACUUACAGGAGAUAGACGUGCAGUUUCUGGAAUUUCUUCCCCAGAUGUGGAUAUUCCUUUAAUAAAAAGUUACAAUGAUGAGAGACACCUUGAGAACUUCCGCACAAACUUGCAUGAAUGCUGCAUCUGUUUUAGUGAGUAUGCAGGUACUGAGUUCAUCAGAUUGCCAUGCCAGCAUUUCUUCUGCUGCAAAUGUAUGAGGACUUAUUCUGACAUGCAUAUCAAGGAAGGCACCAUAAGCAAGCUUCAAUGUCCUGAUACAAAAUGUGGAGGUAUGGUCCCUCCUGCUUUGUUAAAAGGAUUGCUUGGUGAUGAGGAGUAUGAACGGUGGGAGUCCUUGAUGUUACAAAAAACACUUGAUUCGAUGUCUGAUGUUGCUUAUUGCCCAAGAUGUGAAACACCUUGCAUAGAAGAUGAGGACCAGCAUGCUCAAUGCUCAAAGUGCUUGUUUAGCUUUUGUACACUGUGCAGGGAGCGGCGCCAUGUAGGCAUAGCCUGUAUGACACCAGAACUGAAGCUUCUUAUUUUGCAGGAACGCCAGAAUUCAUCCCAACUAAAGGAGGAGCAAAAGCGUAGAGAACGUGAGAUGAUCAAUGAGAUUCUUAGUGUCAAGGAAAUACUUCGUGAUGCUAAGCAAUGUCCAUCGUGUAAGAUGGCAAUUUCCAGAACUGAAGGUUGCAACAAGAUGGUGUGUGAUAACUGUGGGCAGUAUUUCUGCUACCGCUGUAACCAGGCAAUUGAUGGAUAUGAUCAUUUCGGGAGUGGGACAUGCGAUUUGAACCCACAAGAAGUAAUUCAGGAGUGGGAAGAGCGCAUUAAUCCUCGCCAAGUGUUGGGUCUCUUUGCCGCAAAUGGUCAGGCAUGCCCUAAUUGUGGUCAAUUCAAUGCAAAGAUUGGCAACAACAAUCAUAUAUUUUGCUGGGCGUGCCAAGUUCAUUAUUGCUAUCUUUGCAAAAAGAUUGUGAGGCGUAGCUCUCAGCAUUACGGACCCCGGGGUUGCAAACAGCACACGGUUGGGUAGCAUCCGGAACUAUCAUUGAACACUCGGGUGCACUUGGCCUAUUCGAAUGAGCAAACCGAGCAGCCUGUCAUAACAGUUAAGUGUUGAUGCAUUAGGAUGAAAUGGAUUAAGCCGCUUGGCUCUUGUGGUGAUUUGUAUCAAGUUCCAGUGGAAGGUUCUUCUAUUCUCGUUUGCCUCAUUCCUGAUUAAACUGAGACAUCUCGACCAUACAAUUUUCCCCA
Molecule: messenger RNA, 2302 nt
Organism: Juglans microcarpa x Juglans regia
Lineage: Eukaryota; Viridiplantae; Streptophyta; Magnoliopsida; Fagales; Juglandaceae
Product: E3 ubiquitin-protein ligase RNF14
Exons: 7
Coding region: 30-2081 (683 amino acids)
Biological process (GO): protein polyubiquitination; ubiquitin-dependent protein catabolic process; positive regulation of proteasomal ubiquitin-dependent protein catabolic process
Cellular component (GO): ubiquitin ligase complex; cytoplasm
Molecular function (GO): zinc ion binding; ubiquitin conjugating enzyme binding; ubiquitin protein ligase activity
Source: RefSeq, a predicted model, not a curated record